AUGCCAGCCCCGUCUAUUCUCCCUCGUUACCUCUACAAAAUCGUCCCUGAGGCACCGCCGUCCCCGCUGCCCACUGAGUAUCCUCUCUCCGAUCUGGACCGCAAUGACGGCUUCAUUCACCUGAGCACGGCCGAGCAGGUCCUCGGGACAGCAGACCGCUUCUUCGCGGCCUCAAACACCCUCUACUUGCUCAAGCUCCCCUACGCAUCUCUCGAGAAGGGCAUCCAGUGGGACGAUCUCCCAUCGGGCGACGGCUGCUUCCCGCACCUGUACGGGCGCAACUUUGGCGCCGCCGACAUUGAGGAAUCGCGGGGCUUCACGAGGGGCGAGGGCCAGGUCUGGAGUGAGCUUCUCAAGGGCGAUGCGUGGCUUGCUUAA
This is a messenger RNA of Colletotrichum truncatum, 378 nucleotides long. RefSeq lists its product as uncharacterized. Lineage: Eukaryota; Fungi; Ascomycota; Sordariomycetes; Glomerellales; Glomerellaceae. The record is from RefSeq and is a predicted model, not a curated record.